AUGCCCUUGACACAGGUAUCAGUGCCGCUAGCACAGUUGGAAUCACCAACGGCAAGCUCGCCGCACGCCUUACGAGACCGCUAUAUUGAGGUCUGGAGUCAGCGACUAGCCUUGAGCUCUACUCCGAGAUUUUUAGGGGCGACGAGCUUUUCAGCCGUUUACAGUGAGAAUGAGGCCAGUCUGAAGGGAAACGAGUCAACCACGCCGCCACGGCUGCCGCAACUUAAUCUGCCCAGCGUACAGAACUCCAUCGUUGCAGUCGACCCUCGUCAAAUCCAGCUCGGCACAGAAUUGCUGUCCCUCAUUUUUGAGGACUUGCAUUGUAUCGCCGGACUGCGAUCGCCUGCGAAGAACGAAGUAGCAAAGGCCUGA
This is a messenger RNA of Penicillium nucicola, 372 nucleotides long. RefSeq lists its product as uncharacterized. Bases 1 to 372 code for a protein of 123 amino acids. Lineage: Eukaryota; Fungi; Ascomycota; Eurotiomycetes; Eurotiales; Aspergillaceae. The record is from RefSeq and is a predicted model, not a curated record. The transcript has a single exon.